AUGGAACCAACUGCAGGUGAGGGCGAUCAGUGCAUGAUCGGCAUGCAAAGGGUCCGGGGCGCGUUGCUGCGCUGGUGCUGGUGCUGGUGCUGCUGUACAAGUACUUGGACACGCGCCGCCGCCGACUACGUGGAUGGCAAAAGAUGCCCUCGCUGGGAAGAGGCUGCAAGAAUCAAUAGGCCCAGAGGGGGGGAGGAGACGGCGUCCGAUGUUAAAUUACACAUGGGCGCCUUGAGGCGAAUAAGACGUGCCCACGGUCCUCUCAGUCUUCAGGGUGUCUUCACCGUCGCCUCAAGGGUGCGAUGGCAGAGGCCACGCGCUAGUCCUCUUUGGGAGAUUGGCGAACCUUACCUCCUCCUCCUCCCCCUCCCCCUCCUUCUCCUAUGUCUAAGACUGCCCCCCCAACCCCCCGCCAACGUCUGCCUCUUGGGCCUGACCCCGUCUCACAUCGUGAAAUGCACACAAACACGCCUUAAUUGA
Messenger RNA from Bipolaris oryzae ATCC 44560, 480 nucleotides. RefSeq lists its product as uncharacterized. Lineage: Eukaryota; Fungi; Ascomycota; Dothideomycetes; Pleosporales; Pleosporaceae. The transcript has a single exon. The record is from RefSeq and is a predicted model, not a curated record. Bases 1 to 480 code for a protein of 159 amino acids.